Messenger RNA from Nematolebias whitei (Rio pearlfish), 1527 nucleotides. It is a transcript of the gene amn, whose product is annotated as amnion associated transmembrane protein. Bases 16 to 1527 code for a protein of 503 amino acids. The record is from RefSeq and is a predicted model, not a curated record. Gene Ontology annotation, biological process: receptor-mediated endocytosis; intracellular protein localization. The transcript has a single exon. Gene Ontology annotation, cellular component: apical plasma membrane; endocytic vesicle. NCBI's taxonomy places the organism in Eukaryota, Metazoa, Chordata, Actinopteri, Cyprinodontiformes, Rivulidae.
UUGAGCAGAAAGUGCAUGAAGUGUGCCAGUCAGCAGUUUGCCCUCGUGUUGAUCACAAGUUUUGGAUCAAAGAUCACAAAAUGUUCCCACUGCCUGUCAAAAAGACUCAAGAUGCUGAAAACGCCACACGCGCUCCUGCUCGUCUGCCUGGUUGGGGCAACAGAUGCUCUUUACAAACAGUGGAUCCCUGACACCAACUAUGAGAACAAAACCAACUGGGACAAGGGAGAUGUUCCAUGUGGCAGCGACAGAGUUCAGUUUUCAGCUCAGAGGAAAGUGUCCGUGUUUGUGGAAACGGCUCAUGCUGUGCAGGAGAUGCAGCUGCCCCUCGAUGGAGAGUUGAUACUGUAUUCAGGGGCCGGCUUUUACGUCGUCAGUGGCCAAGACCCCGGCUGUGGAGCAGGCGUGAGCACCAAGUUCAAAGACUCGGACUCUCUUCAAUGGUUUGAUCCGGCGCUGUGGCUGGCAGCUGCAACUCUGAAUGACCUGCAAAAUGGGGAUUUCCUGUUCUCAGUGCACGAGGAGAGCGUGCCCUGCCAGCAUGAUGACGUUGUUUUCAAACCUUUCUCCUCCUUCCGUGUGGACACCACCUCCAGCCAGUCCAGCAUCCUUGUCACGUCGGUGUCCGUGCUGGGGGAGACGUUCAGCAGCAGGUCUGAGUUCUCCCAGUAUCUCGGCUCCCACACAGGCCAGCUGCAGUUUCAUGGGUCCUCAGUUGUCACAGUUGGAAACCCAAGCUGUGGGGAUCCCACUGGCUGUGACUGUGGGAACUCUGUAAACCAUCAGCAGAUCUGCGGCUCAGUCACUUGUGCCACUGUGCACUGCAAAAUGCCUCUCCGUCCCAUGGGACACUGCUGUCAAGUGUGUGGUUCCAUUAUCUCCAUCAGUUAUGCUGGAGGCUUCAACCUGCAGAACUACAGGGACCGACUCAAACACCUUUUUCUUACCCUGCCCCAGUAUGAGUCUGUUCAGCUGGGCAUGUCUAAAGUGUUGAAGCCGCUGCGGAUAAUGGGGGUUAUUCCUUUUGGUACAUCACCAGAGAUCCAGGUGGUCAUUGUAGAUGGGGAGAUGGGGAAAAUUGCAGAGACACUGGCCAAGGACAUAAUCAAGGAUAUUCAAUCUCAAGGCUCUAAACUGGGAAUCACAAAGGCUGAAUUUCAAGCCUCCAGUGGGAACACCAGUACUCCUAAAAGCAGUGCAGGGAUGGUGGUUGGAGUUGUGCUUGGAGUUUUGCUUGUGAUUACACUCAUUACUGUCUUGGUUGUGCUGAUGCGUAAGGGUGUAGUGCAAAUGCCACCCAUUCCUUCAGCGCCAUCUCUGAGCUUCUUCAGGAGAAACACGGACAUUGGGGACUCCAACGAGGCUGCUGACCGUGGCUUUGAUAACCCCAUGUUUGACAAACCCGACAUGCUGAGUGACAUUCCUGGCCUUUACGAAUCUGAUCGCAACACAAUCGCCUUGACUCGCACAGGCGUGCACUUUAUAAACCCAGCUUAUGAUGAGAAUGAGUCAGAUUUUUCUGUUUAA